CAGCAGGGCGCGGAGCCGGGCCCUGGAACGGCCCGGGACAGGGGGCGGCGGGCCCCGCGCUUCCCGGGAGGCCGGCUUUUCCAGAGGGGACCGGGGGCCUCCUCUUCAGCAGGUAGGAACCUCUCUGCUCUAGCUCUGCAUCCUGGAGAUGGCCUCACCCAAGGUUGCAGUGGUGGGUGCGGGAGUCAUCGGCCUGUCCACAGCACUGUGCAUCACAGAGACUUGUCCCAGCUGCUCUGUAACAGUCCUUUCGGACCAGUUCAGCCCCAACACAACGAGUGAUGUGGCAGCUGGGAUGCUCAUCCCUCACACCUACCCAGACACACCGAUCCACAGGCAGAAGCAGUGGUUCAAAGAGACCUUCACUUACCUUUUUGCCAUCAGCAACUCAGCCGAGGCAUCAGAGGCUGGCAUUCACCUAGUCUCUGGUUGGCAGGUCUUUAAAAGCACUCCCAAAGAAGAGCUACCUUUCUGGUCAGAUAUUGUGCUGGGAUUUCGAGCAAUGUCUGAAGCAGAACUCCUAAAGUUCCCACAGCACCGAUUUGGUCAGGCCUUUACAACCCUCAAAUGUGACUGCCCACCCUACCUGCUGUGGCUGGAGAAAAGGUUGAAGGCAACUGGCACCCAGAUGUACACCAGGAAAGUGGCAGACUUGUGGGAACUGCACAGUGAAUAUGAUGUCCUUGUCAACUGCGCAGGCAUCGGAGCUCACCAGCUGGUGGGGGACAAGCAGCUCUUCCCUGUCAGGGGACAAGUACUCAAGGUUCAUGCUCCUUGGGUGAAACACUUCAUCCGGGAUGGAGAUGGCUUAACUUACAUCUACCCAGGGAUACACAGGGUGACCCUAGGGGGAACCAGGGAAGAGGGGAGCUGGAGUCUCUCCCCUGAUGCUGGCACUACUAGAGACAUCUUUGAUAGAUGCUGCUCCCUUGAGCCCUCACUGCAUGGAGCUCAGGAUAUCCAGGUGAAGGUGGGCCUGAGGCCGUCCAGGAAGUGUGUGAGAGUGCAAAGAGAGGUUUUGAGCCAAGGAGGAGUUAAGGUCCCAGUGGUCCACAACUAUGGGCAUGGGGCAGGUGGCUUUUCAGUGCACAGGGGCACAGCCAACGAGGCUGCUCACCUGGUAGGAAAGUGCAUUUCUGCUCUGCAAGGCUCCUCAUCGAGGGCCAAGCUUUGAAUCCCAGAUGCUCCUUUUCCAUUUACAGCUAGUGCUGCAUCUCCUAGCAGCAGCUUGAUCUUUUAGUCCAUUACUGUAUAGAAGGGAACUAAGUCAACAGCUUGUUCCAGUGCAGAUACUCAGUGGUAUCUUCUAUCACCUUGGAAAGGCAUAAUGUGUUGAUCCAAGUAUUAGUCCAGCUGAUCGUCUCCUCCAUCUGCCCUGGCAUUUGUCCUAGCCUCAUGUGAAGAAGACAAGAUACAUAAAUACUCUUCACAUAACAGGGUUCAAAUUGCUGCAGUGUAGUACAAAUAACAUCAAUUCAGCAUUUCUGCAUCUAAAGGGUGUCAGAUGCAGUAGGCUCAGAUUCAGUAAAAAUAAGUUGUCUCCUCUUGUACCAAAUCUAAUCUAGAAUUGCCCUUGUUUAUCAUUGUCUAUAUGAUUUAGAAGGAAAAGAAAACUCCAUGCAGUGCCUCAUUACAAUGCUUCAGGUCAGCUCUUACAGAAAGCAGUGUUAGGUCACUGUCACACACAGUGACCAGGCAAGUGUGAUUUUAAGAGCAGGUCUAUGAUACCCAUCACUGCAUUUGCUCAUAUUGCACUUCAGGGAACUUACAGUUUCUGCUAAUAUUGCCCCACAUGAGCUACAGUUUUGUGCGUAUUUUCUCACACUAGUUUGCAAAUCUGUUUUCUUCCUUCAAGGCACUCAGAUUUUGCUCUCAGACACCAAUGAUUUCCCCCCAUCUCCUCCCCUCCUCCCCCGCACAGCAACAUUGAUAUGGCCUUUGUUCAGUUGAAGAGGAUUUUUCAGAGUGGGCUUGGGAAUGCAACAUCUCUUUUCUACUUCAUAACAACACUGGCUGUUUUCCUUGCAACAGCUGAUAUGAAUAAAUUGGAGACAAACCUACAAGGAUUUUAACACCAGCAUCAGUUUCAUAGAAGAGCCAUUUAAGACAAGAUACACACUUUAAAGAAAAAUUUGUCUGUAACUGGACAUGAGCAAGCCCUUCUGCUGUAAAAAGGCUGAGUCACCAGAGCCCGGAUCUUUUCACUCCGUGGCAGAGGCUCUGUUGGGCUUUACACCCCCCUCAGCAAUUCAAGCCCUUUGAUGUGUCUGAAGAUAAUCACUCCCCAGAAUGGCAUCUUACCAUCAAAGUACAGGUCUGACUCUUAGUGAUUAAAUGCCUCAUUAAAUCUUAAAUGGCUCACUUGAGAGUGUUAUCAUCCAUUUUUGUCUAGCUUUUUUGUCCAUAGAAUUACAAAACUAUUCAAAAUCCUUCAAUAAUUUCAGUGAUUAAAAUUAACUGAUAAAUAAAUUUCUAAUAGUGGAGCAAAGGUCACUUCUGUAGUGUUUCCUUUCAUAAGCAAGGGAUUUUCUUUCAUUUGGGAUGGCAAGAAAGGCCACAUUCAGCCAUGGCUGCCAACUCUUGCUGUUCUCAGGGGGGAUGAGGACAGUUAUCAUUUGCAAGGGACAGCUGUCAGAGGAAACCAAAUUAAAUUAUAGGUCAAUAAGUGCCUGGGACCAGCCUAAGCCAGCCCUGCCUUCAGCAGCCUCGUCCUCUUUUUCUCAGUUCUGAAGGCUAAUUUUGCAUUCCCCCCUCCGUCCCCCCCAUUUGUCCUUUCCAGUGGUAUGAGAGGACAGAGCUGCAGCUUUUGGCAGCAGUGUUGGCAUAGGGCUUGUCAAACUGCAGCUUUGUCCUCAGCUAACACAAAACAUUAAAAUACAUGGAAAAAGAACUUAAGAAUGGAUUCUUUUUUCUUAAUCUUUAUUUUAAGCUUAAAAAUAGCAAACUGUGUAACUUACCCUGGAGCAAGAAACACUACUGCUAAUAAUAGGGUGAUCAUAGCUCCAUAAAAAAAGCAAAGCUAUGCUUCUGCACUU
Pseudopodoces humilis (Tibetan ground-tit) is the source of this 3035-nucleotide messenger RNA. RefSeq names its product D-aspartate oxidase (gene DDO). Gene Ontology annotation, molecular function: D-aspartate oxidase activity; FAD binding. Gene Ontology annotation, biological process: L-aspartate catabolic process; D-amino acid catabolic process. Lineage: Eukaryota; Metazoa; Chordata; Aves; Passeriformes; Paridae. The record is from RefSeq and is a predicted model, not a curated record. Gene Ontology annotation, cellular component: cytoplasm.